CGCCUGCAUCAUACCCAAGAGCCGAGGAGGGGCAAGGGCUCUGGAGGAGUGGCUGCCGCCUGCCUGCACUCCGUCGCUCCCGGGAGCCUCGUCCUCACCCCCAGCUCAGCUCCCCCUCCCUCAGCUCCUGGGCCCAGUCGGGCGGAUGCGCCGCUCCGCUCGCGACCAGGCAGAACGCAGAGGAGCUCCGGAGCGGCGGCAUGGAGGAGGAGCUGGCGUGGGAGACCCAGGGCCUGCUUCCUCUGGAGAGGCAGCUCCACGAGGGCCGCCGGAACCACGUUGGGAGGAUGAAGGAGCUGAUCGGGAGGAGAGUACACAUCAGGGCCAGAAAUCACGUGGGCAGGGUGGCCCAGCACCAGGCCGCGGGCGCAGGGCACGAGCAGGCUGUGCGUCUGCUCCUGGAACACGAGGCUGCUGUGGAUGAUGAGGAUGCGGUACGGGUCCCCUCACGCAGGCAUGUCUGUUUUGGGAUGAAUGCACUUCUCCUGUCUGCCUGGUUCAGCCACUUAUGGAUCCUCCAGAUCCUGGUCAACUCCGGGGCCAAGAUCCACUGUAAGAACAAGGACGGCCUGACCUUACUGCACUGCGCAGCCCAAAAAGGCCAUGUGCCAGUGCUGGCGUUCAUAACGGGGGACAUGGAGGACGUGGCCCUGGACCAUGCUGACAAGCUGGGAAGGACAGCGUUUCAUCGGGCUGCAGAGCACGGGCAGCUGGGUUCUCUGGAUUUCCUUGUGGGCUCUGGCUGUGACCACAGUGUCAAAGACAAGGAGGGGAACACAGCCCUUCACCCGGCCACCCGCUGGGGCCACCUGGCUGUGCUGCAGCGACUCCUGGACGUCAGGCUGGACCUGGAGGAGCGGAAUGCGGAAGGUCUGACUGCCCUGCACGCAGCUGCUGAAGGGAUCCACCCCGACUGUGUGUAGCUCCUCCUCAGGGCCGGGAGUAGCGCGAGCGCCCUCUCCCAGAAAAAACAGAGCUGCUUCCACUACACAGCCCUCAGUGGCUCUGAGGACAUGGCCUGGGCCCUCGACCAUGCAGGAGGCAGCACUGACGUGGCUGAUCAUCAGGGCGCCUCUCCUGCGCACAUCACCGUGAGGCACAACUUCCCCGUCCUGGUGCAGCUCUUCAUCGACAUCGGCAGUGACCUGGACGCCGCUGACAAUGCAGCAGACACCCCUCACCUUGCGUCCGAGCAUGCCUGGCAGGACAUAGCGGAUAUUCUCCUCAUUGCUGGGGUUAACUUAAACCUGAGAGAUAAGCAAGGAAAAACCGCCUUGCCAGUGGCCGCCCACAUCAACCAUGUCAGCCUGGUGGACAUGAUCAUAAAAGCCGAUCGCUUCUACAGAUGGGAGAAGGACCAGCUCUCAUGCAGGGACCUCUGUGACCCCUCUGGGAAGAGCUUGACCUUUAAGCAGGACCAUCGGCAGGAAACGCAGCAGCUCCGCUCUGUGCUGUGGUGACUGGCCUCCAGGUACCUGCGGCCCCACAAGUGGAAGAAGCUGGCGUAUUGCUGGGAGUUCACCGAGGCCCACGUCCACGCCAUCGAGCAACAGUGCACAGGCACCAAGAGCUACCGGGAGCACGGGCACUUCACAGCCAGUGAGAACCCCAGCAGAGUGCUAUUCAAAGACCUCGUCGCCAUUGGCAGGAGGGACCUGGCUGGGCAGCGCCGGGCGCAGAGUCAGAGUUGCAUAGCCCCGCUGGACUGCAGCAGGGCCCUCCAAGGCUGCUCAGACCACAGCGCUGUGGCGCUGGCUCUGAACCUUCCAGAUUGA
Molecule: messenger RNA, 1775 nt
Organism: Balaenoptera musculus (blue whale)
Lineage: Eukaryota; Metazoa; Chordata; Mammalia; Artiodactyla; Balaenopteridae
Gene: ANKDD1A
Product: ankyrin repeat and death domain containing 1A
Molecular function (GO): protein binding
Source: RefSeq, a predicted model, not a curated record